UUAAAAACUGUGGCGUAAAUGGCCGGUACAACAGGAUUUUACUAUGUUUACAUGCUGAUAAAGGACUAUAUCCUUUCUCUUGAAACUCUCUGCUGUAUUAAAAUGUCUCAAUAAUUCGACAAACACAUUACAAAUAAGGUGUAUGUGCCACGUGCCUUUGAAACUACAUAGUUCUUAUCUUGUUUACCUGUAUGCAAGUUAAAUGACAUUCAAAUCAACCAUCCGAUCCUCGAGCAGGUAUUUCUCUGUGAGGAGAUUUAAAGAACGAUGAAUCUUGGACACGGUCAGUUUAAUGGUGGAUAGGAUUCAUCAGGAACCAACGCCUCUCUUACAAGCAUGUUCCGGAUACAAGUACUGUUAUCGAUUUCUAAGGCUUGAAUUUUAUGACAAAAGGAGAAACGUUUGUGACUUCGUAAAAAACACUUAACUUGUUCAACGGAAUUCCAAUAACGAGUCAUAUUCAUUUCAAAAUGUAGGAUUUCAAUUUAAAAAAGACGGUUCAUAAAGAGUUGACCUUAAAUGAAACUUGUUUACUAUCCAAACGUAAUUUUAAAAAACCUUGUGACUUCAAAUGAAAGAACGUUACUAUUGCCACGGAAUAAGGCUUGUUCUGUGCAAUAAGUAAGGAACAAAUGAUAGUAAAAAGAAAAAUUCUGGAUUCACAGGAUGAUCUAAUGCCAGAUGUUUAGGAUAUUAGCCUUCGCAUUUGUCGCCCAAGUUUCAGCAUUCUUUAUCUACGAACAGAAUGUGAUUGACCGGGGGUUUUGUCACCAACAAGAUGUGAAGAUUGCAGUUAACAUUAACUGUAGUGCCAGUGUGAAUGCUUCCCUUUUUGUAAGCGUAAUCAAAGAUAGAACACUUACUGACCAGAACUAUAAUCUUCAAUGCCCUUAUAAAAUAAGUAACGAAUUGCAGUGCUUCGACGGAGAUAUGAAGGGAAUACCUAAUGCUAUCAAUAAUACAUUGGAUAUCAAAUUUACAUUCAACAAUACCGUGUAUGCUGGACGUUAUUUGCGAAUAACUGUUUUAUGUAAUGAUAGCAAGAAAGUGCAGGAUAUUCUCUUGAAACCAUGUGUCUCAGGGUUUACAUCGAGUGCUGUCUUUUACAACACCAUAACCGUCAGUGUACGGUGUGACCAUUUGGACUUUAACUAUUCGAACACACCAUUGAGGAUGAUAGAAAAAGGAGAGAACGAUCAUGGGUACUGUUUGAGAAACAACAGCUGCACACCCGGUUGUGAAAGGUUAUCGAAUGGUAUGCAUUGCUUUGUGCCAUACACAUCUGGUAUAAUAUAUCAGUGUGAAUUGGGCGGUGCAGUGUACAACAUUACAGAUGAAGAUACUGUGCCAACACCAUUACCAGACACAACAACAACUACACAAAGAACAACAACAACUGUUAGACCGACAGGAACAACUACACGAAGAACAACUGUUAGAACGCAUGGUACUUCUCAUAAAACAACGAAAUCAUCACAUGGGAGUACAACAUCAUUACAGAGUACUGGUGUAAAUAACAUGGCAUCGAUUUAUGUUGUUGGACUCCUUAUUGCUGUCUUCAUCUGACUUCAUCUGUAAGAAAUGUGAUACUCCAGCGAGUAUUAUCUGUAUUUCCUAACAACAUAACACAUGUAACAGAGACACUUUCUCGGCUUCAUUAUCAUUAAUAAUUGUUGAGUGAAAGAUAUGGUAUGAGAAGGUUGCAGGUGCGCGACGCAGGCAUUGUAGCCCUGCUUCCCAAGAGUAUCAUUAUAGCUUGUUAGGAAAGUAUGAAAGAGCGAACAUGUGCCUAUUAUUUUAAGUUAAUCUCUGUAGUUGUCAUUUGUUUAAUGUGCAUGCCAAAGUUCUGAGAGAUGUAAGUGAGGAGUUGAUUCUAGAGUCUGAGGAGUAAGAGAUAAUUGGUAGGCCUUACCCAUGAACACGUGAGAGAGAGAGAGAGAGAGAGAGAGAGCUUGGAUGUCAUCGAGUACUGACGCAUUUUGGGUAUGCGAAGAUUUUACUUAUGAUUGAUAUAUGCAUUUUGUUUGUUGUAAAUUGUAAAUAUAAACAAUAUUUAUCAAUCAGUGCCGGUGACAUGGAGGACCCGCAUCACACCCAGUUUAAACGUCGAUAAAAGUGUAAAAUAUUGGAGAUUGUGCAAUAAGUUUUGAGUUGUUUUAAUGUGUUAAUUUAUAAUGUAUAUUAUGUGAUAACUUUAUUGAGUGUCAGAUCACCAUAUUUUUUACAUUGGGGAGAAACUAACUCUAGAGAGUAAAAGAAGUAUCUUGUUUCCUCCCUUCGGUGUUUAAACAUAAUAACUUUGGUAUGUUCAUUAUUGUAGUGAGUGAGUUGUUAAUCCCAGUAAGCAAAGUUAAAGAAACAGCAUAUAAAACGCUUAUUCUGUGUGUGCGCAUUAUUGGAGUGCCCUUUCCUUGAAUAUCUAAAGUAAAAUCUAAUUAGAAAAAGGCAAAUCAUGUUAACUUAGGUAAUCUGCCCAUAUGUAUCCCAUCCUAGACACUACGUGUUGUAUAAAGAAAUAUUCGAACAUAGUUGCUAUUAAAACAGAGUGUGCUAUA
Magallana angulata is the source of this 2555-nucleotide messenger RNA. RefSeq lists its product as uncharacterized. The record is from RefSeq and is a predicted model, not a curated record. The transcript has 6 exons. Bases 682 to 1566 code for a protein of 294 amino acids. NCBI's taxonomy places the organism in Eukaryota, Metazoa, Mollusca, Bivalvia, Ostreida, Ostreidae.